UGCACAGGUCCGCGACCCACCAGAUAUCGCAAGGCAUCGUUCCUCUUUGUCCACCUUUCAACGACUAUGUUGUUUGUACAGUUUGGUUUGGUGGGCUAGGGGCUUCCGCUUUCGCAACGACCGCCGACCACAACCCGGAUCAACGCCCGGCGCCAGUGCGACCGCAGCGCUACAGCAUCUCUUGCCUCUGUUUGAUUUCGUCAACGCAGUAAACGACCUUCGUGCUAGAAGUAUCCACUACAUACCGCACCAAUGGAUCUCGAGGAAGGAUGGAGAGUCCGAUGCUUGGACGACGAACCCAUAUACUGCGAGGCACCUCAUGACGAAGCCGAAGUCCUGUAUGCAGGCUCCGACGACGAACACUACGACAACCCCGACGAGAGGAAAUCCCGAUACGAGAAAGCUGCCAUUCGGUUUCUGCAAGGCCAUACACCUGUCUUGCUCACAACUGUUCUCAGAGGGCCUUUUGAAGGCCCCGACGCCAAAGGCUGGGUCAAUCCAUGGCAAUCCAGAAGGAGAACGGCGCCAGUGUCAUCCACCAAAAAGGCUGCGCCGGAGCAUCUGUCAGAAAUCACUUCAGAUCCUGAACCCGAAAUUCUCGAAACGCAGAACGGUGGAAGCCCGACAUCUUGCCACUUGCCGAGUCCGCGAAGCCUUGACCAAGUUGACAUUACCCCACAUCCCUUCCUGGAAGAAGAGGACCUCCAAAGAGUCGAAUCAUGGAGGAGCACCGCCGAAUCGGCAAGCAGAACGGAGGAACCUACCUGGUCAUUUGAUGCCUCGCUUUCUCAAUCUCAACAUCGGUCUCAACGCAAACGUCGCCCAGUAGGGUCGGAGUGGCUCAAAAGAGAUGACCAUAAACGUCGAAAGGCCGGCAGGGUGCACGAUCUGGAACGGCCUUCUGUCAGGCCCCAACGUAAUACACCAAGCCUACAUCGAGAACUGUCGGAUCCGAGAACGCCGUCUCGUCAAAAGCAACAAGAUAUCAUCAUGGCUGCGGAAGCCGGCAGGAAAAGCUUGGAGAGCCCUGGGGCCAGCUCAUCGUCACCGCACAAAGCAUCGCUUGCUGUUACAGCUCGAUCUUCGCAGCGGUUGUCGUCACAGGCUUGCGACAAACGGAAUUCUUCUCCAGAGAUGCCAGCGCCUUUAAGUACGCCCUUCCAGACUCCGGAGUCUUCUAAAAAGCCAGUGACAACGCCGGGAAGAGCCACAUUCGGGUCCAGGCUUCGAAGUAGUAGCGCGGCUAUGAUUGAACAAGCAACCCGUAGUGGUGACGAGUUCGAGACUCAGCAGGAUGAAAGCUUUUUGUUCCGCGCCAGACCCCGGGCACAUACUCCAGGCAUUACGCAACUGAGCCCUACACCAAGAAUGUCCCUUGAGCGGGUCUCUUCGCUGUCUUCCACGGAUUCCUCCGAGACGGACUCUCGCGCCGAGUUACCUGACCUGGAUGGGGACACAUGUAUGGCAGAUGACACCAAAGCGACUUUUCCCGAAUCCCGUGCGGAGAGCAAUGAACACCACCGAGGGUCCCCAAAGGAAAAUAUGGAGCUGGUUGUGGAGCAAGCGACGGAAGGUGAAGUGGAAAACGACAGGCCGCAGUCAGCACAUUCAAGUGAAAAAUCGGCUACUGGCUACACCGAAGAUACCUUGGUUGCUACAAACCAUACGCCCAUCAGAGGGCUUAAGCAACCGGAACUUACCCAACCGAGCCCGACAACUAAGCAGGAUAGUCCAUGGAAGGCAGACGUGCCAGCUAUGGCUCUGCCUCAGCAGCAACAACUCCCUACCGAAGACGGCCAUGGGAGCUUUGUGGAUCCCAGCUGCCAGAGUCCCUGGACUGCGAGUCCUGAGAGAAUUCGUCAGACCGCGCAAGCAGCUUUACUGUCUAGUGUUUUUGCCGUCGCAACACCGGUCUCGCCAUCUCCGCUCGCACCUCCACCUCCAGUCUCUGUGAAUUCCGAUGCGCUUGUUGCCGAUCGUGCUCCCGAUACUCAACAUGCUGCUGCCGUCGCCGAUAUCGCCAGUCCAAGCUCUCCUGCGCCGAUUCUUUGCAUCAAGUCUUUUGCGAAAUUCAUGUCUCCUUCACCAGAACAACCUCACCGCCGGUCCAAAAAGAUCCGCUUGAGUGACGGCCACCUACCCAGCACUCAAAACCUCAUCGCGGCGACGACCGAUAACCCCUGGGGAAAUUCGCCAAGGCCUUUUAAACGAGUCAGGUGGGCACCGAUGCCCGACGAAAACGACAAUGGAGAGGGCCGGUGCCCCCAAACUCCGACGGGCCCUAGAGCCUUAUCUCCUCCACCAGAGACAGCAGUGGCUGACGUAUCAACCGGCGACGACGAUCAGUGCCUGAAGAUUUUCCAGAAUCAUUUCAAGGCUGUUUCGCGACGCAGGAAGCUUCACCACCAUCUCCUGCCGUCCGCGUCCCAGCAGUUUCUUGAAAGUCCGGCACCCAUGGCCAUGGCGGAGGCCUUUGUCGCAGCAGACUCUCUCAGAGCACCUCCGGCCCCUGAAGCAACCACGUGUCCUGGAGAAAUAUCCUUACCGACGAACGCCGAGACCCAGGAGUCGGCAUUGGAUGACGUUGCCGACAUUCUGCGUGACGUCAAUGAGUUUAUCGGGAUGUUCGACAUUGAGGCUGACCUUGCGAGGACCAAGGAGGAGGAGGAGCAAAAAGUCAUCGAGAGACGACAGCGACAACAGCAACAGAGCCAUGGUCUGGGCGGCGCCUUUGUCAGCGGUUUGAACUUUGAAGGAAUGAUGGAUGCAGGAGUAUGGGAUUGA
Molecule: messenger RNA, 2784 nt
Organism: Colletotrichum navitas
Lineage: Eukaryota; Fungi; Ascomycota; Sordariomycetes; Glomerellales; Glomerellaceae
Product: protamine P1
Exons: 2
Coding region: 253-2784 (843 amino acids)
Source: RefSeq, a predicted model, not a curated record